This is a messenger RNA of Acaulospora colombiana, 1131 nucleotides long. The record is from the annotation of a GenBank genome assembly. Lineage: Eukaryota; Fungi; Glomeromycota; Glomeromycetes; Diversisporales; Acaulosporaceae.
AUGUCCUCUUCGGACGCUGGAGCGCUGCCAGCAAAAAAUCCAAAAAAGUUGGAGGAUGCACCUGUGACCUCAAAUCAGUCCACUGUUAAAGAGAAACUCGAGAACAACAAUGGGAUUGCGGCAGCCGUGGCCCGCUCGUUGACACGAGGGGUUGCAGUCUAUUUUUCGCGGCCAGUACGCCUUUUCAGGCCCAGUAAAGCCGUCAACACCCUUCUUGGUGUAGUUUUAUGGGAGUCUUAUGGCUUCUCCUCGGAACAUUUGGAAAAGUUGUACCCUCACCACCCUAUUAUGGUCGCUGCUACCUCGGGAGCCAUCGCCGGGGGGUGCCAAUCCCUCAUGGCUGCUCCAGCCGAGAAUGUCCGGAUUGUUUUAGAAGCCGGAGCAGGCGCCAAGGCAGACCCAGUCAAGAAAUUUCUAGAGAAGCCUACGCAAAUACCAACCACCCACAGUGGUUGGAUGCACGCGUGGAAGCAAGUGUUCCAAGGCCCGCAGCCUUUAGCAAAAGCGGAAACUAGAGAAGAAAUCCGGGAACUCAAUAGAUGGUCGAAGGAGAUUAAAAGUAUGGCUGGGCGUGGUUGGGACGGAUGGGCAUGGGGUUGUGGUAAAGACAUAAAGGUGGCAUCGAAUGUUGCCUUCCUGUCUGUCCAUGAGUUGGAACAAUUCAGGCUUUCUAUGCCAAAUGGAAAGCCUUUGUCGGACAAGACACGUACUUCCACCGCUAGGAUUAGCCAAGGUGUAACCCUUGUGACUGGCGGCGUCGUUGCAGGUCUUGGUUAUGAGCUUGUGUGUCGACCAUUCGAUAAUGCCAGGCGGUUCGUGUACCUCGAUGAUAUGCACAAGAGAGCGGAGCGAUCAGCUUCCGACCGAACUGGAUCCGGUUCCCAUCCCAAGUCAGUCAAGUUAGAGUCCCGGGUUCGCGUCGUCACACGAGUGAUCCUAGAAAGGCUCAAAUACGAUGGCAUCCUUCCUUUCUUUGCCAACCCGCAGCAAAGCCCUCAUACACCGGAACCUUAUACCUCUGGGGCAAGUAGAGCGCUGCAUGGGAUGCUUAGGACAUUGGCUCGUGUAGGCCCCUGGGGGGUAGGGUUUCUUCUUUAUGAGAGUUUGGGCGGUAAUUUGCCUCAGGUUUAG